Xiphias gladius (swordfish) is the source of this 2039-nucleotide messenger RNA. It is a transcript of the gene spns3, whose product is annotated as spinster homolog 3 (Drosophila). The coding region runs from base 122 to 1663 and encodes 513 amino acids. NCBI's taxonomy places the organism in Eukaryota, Metazoa, Chordata, Actinopteri, Istiophoriformes, Xiphiidae. The record is from RefSeq and is a predicted model, not a curated record. Gene Ontology annotation, cellular component: membrane. Gene Ontology annotation, biological process: transmembrane transport. The transcript is spliced from 13 exons. Gene Ontology annotation, molecular function: transmembrane transporter activity.
CUUCAAGCCUCAGAAGACACACUGAGAACCACACCGUCCUCUAAAAACUGCAAAAAUGGCCUAAACUGAGACGACUAUAUAAACAAGACAUCAUCAGCGAGUGAGGAAAGAGCUGCUCACUAUGAAGUCAGAGGGAUCAGUGACGUCCCCCCAGGACAGGCCGCAGCCUCGAUGCAGUCUGGGCUCCAGCUCUGGGCUACAUUAUGGGUCCUUUGCAAACAGCCUGGCAUCACUUACACCAAGGGCAGUGGAAAAACCAGCCAUAUCACCUAGAAGAGCCUACAUGGCUGUAGCUGUGCUUUGCUACAUCAACUUGCUCAACUACAUGGAACGGUACACAAUAGCAGGUGUCCUCUCCAAAAUUCAGACUUCCUUUGAUAUAAGUGACAGUACAGCUGGACUCCUACAAACAGUUUUCAUCUGCAGUUUCUUACUUUUGGCUCCUCUCUUUGGUUACCUUGGGGACCGCUAUAACCGGAAAUACAUCAUGAUUGGUGGUUUGAGUGUGUGGCUAGUGACUGCAGCUGGCAGCUCUUUUGUGACUGAGAGGUUCUUCUGGCUUCUGGUGUUGCUGCGAGCCCUGGUCGGGAUAGGAGAGGCCAGCUACUCCACCCUUGCUCCCACCAUCAUCGGUGACCUCUUUACUGGUGGUCAACGGAGCGUGAUGAUCUGUGUCUUCUACAUCUUUAUCCCCGUCGGAAGUGGUCUUGGAUACAUAGUGGGGGCAGGAAUUGCUACUCUCACGGGGGACUGGCACUGGGCUCUCAGGAUCACUCCUAUCAUGGGUGUAGUGGGACUUGUCUUGCUGGUUUUCUUAUGCCCUCACCCGGCCAGAGGAGCUGCGGAAACCCAUGGACUGGGAGUUACGGAGCAGAGCUCCUACCUGGAGGACGUCAAGUAUCUUCUGAAAAACAAAAGUUAUGUGUGGUCAUCAUUUGGAGUGACGGCUAUGGCCUUCCUCACCGGCGCUCUGGCUUUCUGGAUGCCUACUUUUCUAUCCAGAGCUCAGGUCUCUCAGGGAAUCCAAAUGCCGCGCACUGGAGAGCCCCGUGACACCCCCGCCAGUUUUAUCUUCGGGGCUGUGACGCUGGUGACGGGCAUUCUGGGUGGAAGUCUUGGCACUGGUUUAUCCAGAUGGUUUAGGGACAAGGUGCCAAAUGCGGACCCACUCAUCUGUGCAGCAGGCAUGCUGGGUUCGGCCCCAUACCUCUUUAUCACCAUAUUUGUGGCAUCAGCAAGCAUUCCAGCUACUUAUGUAUUCAUUUUCCUUGGUGAAUUAUUGAUAUCACUGAACUGGGCGGUUCUUGCUGAUAUACUGCUGUAUGUUGUUAUACCAACCCGAAGGGCAACAGCUGAGGCUCUCCAGAUUACAGUCUGUCAUCUCCUGGGUGAUGCUGGGAGUCCUUACCUAAUAGGAGCGAUCUCUGACGCUAUAAAACAAUCUAAACCUGCAACCAAUGACUGGACAUUCCAAAGCCUGAAGUACAGCCUCCUGAUCUGCCCGUUUGUGGGAAUCCUGGGUGGGCUGUUUUUCUUCAUGACUUCCCGCUACAUUACUGAAGACAGGAAGGCAGCUCAGCAAUUGGUUGAAGAAGAUCCCCCACCACAGCAGGUUCCUGCACCUGAGCCCUCCAUAGAACUGAGCAACAGGAGUAAGGAGUAAAGCUGAUAAAAAGCCACAAUGCAAUUAAUUUAUCUGUAAAUAUCUGAAGUUAAGUUAAAAAGUACUGGUGCGGAAAAGAGAAUGUUGGAGCUGACCUAAAAGGAUAAUUUUUUUGUAACUUUACAGGCAGACACUGAUGACAGAUGCAGAAAAAAAAGUGUAAAUUCACAUUGUCAGACCAUCAAAUGCCUUUUUAAUAAUGUUUCACUCAGGCUUAUAAUUGUAUUUUGUACAGCUGAAGUCGAGUCAGUUUUAUUUAUACAGCACAAAAUUCCAAAUAUGCUUCAAAGUGCUUCACAGUCCGUGCAGAAUGAAAUACCCCUCCAGACCUUCGAUUUGGAUUUAAUCUCUUUAACAGGGGAAAAGAGAAAAAAAA